This is a messenger RNA of Myxocyprinus asiaticus (Chinese sucker), 1830 nucleotides long. Its product is annotated as adenosine deaminase 2-A-like. Lineage: Eukaryota; Metazoa; Chordata; Actinopteri; Cypriniformes; Catostomidae. The transcript has 4 exons. The coding region runs from base 1 to 474 and encodes 157 amino acids. Gene Ontology annotation, biological process: adenosine catabolic process; inosine biosynthetic process. The record is from RefSeq and is a predicted model, not a curated record. Gene Ontology annotation, molecular function: adenosine deaminase activity.
AUGGUGUCGUUCUUGUCAUCACCUCAUCAUCUUAUUCCAGACGAUGCUUUGAAUCUACCAGAAGAGCAGGGUGUAAACCUACCCUACUUUUUCCAUGCAGGAGAGACAGAUUCACAGGGAACAGAUGUUGAUCAGAACAUUAUGGAUGCUCUUCUAUUCAACACCACACGGAUAGGGCAUGGCUUUGCCUUGGCAUGUCAUCCUGUAGUUAAAGAAAUGUCUAGAAAAAUGGAUGUACCAAUUGAAGUUUGCCUCAUCUCAAAUCAGGUGUUGAAACUGGUUUCAGAUUUGCGGAAUCAACCGGCUGCAGUGCUGACGGCUGAGGGUCAUCCUCUGGUGAUCAGUUCUGAUGGUCCAGCUGUCUUUGGGGCCGCUGGCCUGUCUCACAAUUUCUGUGAAGCAUUCAUGGGCUUUGGAGAAAUGAGCUUUAAUCUAGGCACACUAAAAGAGCUGGUCAUGAAUUCUCUCAGGUAAUAUAUGGCUACCAACAGUAUUAUAGGCCAGUAAAUGUACAUUUAAUGUUUAUAGAUAUUACUAUUUUAAAAGAUAUAAACUGCUUCUCAUGUAAUCUGUAAAAUGAUCAGUAUUUUAUACAGAUUAUGAGGUAACAUAUAUGUGUUUUUGCAUACUGUUGUGUACAGGACUUAAUUUUGAUCUAGAAAUAUCUUAAUUUAUCAGAGAUUUUCACUAGUGUAAUCUAAAACAUGCCAUUGCAGUAUAUUUUUAACUUUUGUCCUCUCACUCUUUACUUUCAGGUACUGAUCUUUGCCAAGUCAGACAAAGAAAAAGUCUAUUGAGACUUUGCUGGUAAAAUGGGGCAAGUUUGUCUUGCAGAGUUUAUUGUAGACUAUUUUAAGAGGUCAUCUCUAAACAAGGGCAAUUUUAAACAUUGAAAUAAGUGCAUUGUUUACAGAUAUUCUUCCCCUGUCUCUUUUGUUUGACAUUGGCGAAUAUACAGGAGUGUGUGAAUACUGUAAUUAAUGCUGCUUUGCAGAUUCUGAGGAACUGACUGUAGUAUCUUGAACUGGCCUGUGCUGCCUUCUGGUGGAGAACGUGUAGAGAACUUUCAUACUUCUACUCAAAAGCUGUUCACAACAAAAUGGAGGACUCUUAAACCUCAGGCCAUUGAGAGACUUGUAUGUGCUUUAAUACUUAAAUACUAGUAUUUAAUACUUGAUGCAAUCAGAUUUCAUGACAGCAAAGUACAUAGAGGUAUAAAAAGGGUAGACCACUUUAUUCUUUUCAGGGCACCUGAUAAGCCAUCUAUCAUUUACAAAACAAUUAUUUACUAAAUCAGUUCAUCUUUAUUAUUUUAUAUAUAUAUAUAUAAAACUGGGGUGUUUAAAACAUUUUAAGAUAUUUUUACUUUAAUGGCCAUGGCAGGUUGACUUAAAGAGAUAGUUCACCCAAAAAUGCCAUCCCAGAUGUGUAUGAUUUUUCUCUGCAGAACACAAAGAUUUUUAGAAAAAUAUCGCAGCUCUGUAGGUUCAUACAGAACAAGUGAAUGGUGACCAGAACUUUGAAGAUCCAAAAAGCACAUAAAGGCAGCAUAAAAGUAAUCCAUACGACUCCACUGGUUAAAUCCUUGUCUUCAGAAACGAUAUGAUAGGUGAGGCUGAGAAACAGAUUAAUAUUCAAGUCCUUUUUUACUUUAUAUCUCCACUUUCACAUUCUUUUGUUUUUGGCGAUUGACCUUCAUGCAUAUCACCACCUACUUGACAGGGAAGAGAAUUUGUAGUAAAAAAGAGCUUAAAUAUUGAUCUGUUUCUCACCCAUACCUAUCACACCGCUUCAGAAGACAUGAGUCGUAUGAAUUACUUUUAUGCUUCC